This is a messenger RNA of Aspergillus heteromorphus CBS 117.55, 1320 nucleotides long. RefSeq names its product molybdopterin cofactor biosynthetic protein. NCBI's taxonomy places the organism in Eukaryota, Fungi, Ascomycota, Eurotiomycetes, Eurotiales, Aspergillaceae. The transcript is spliced from 5 exons. Gene Ontology annotation, biological process: Mo-molybdopterin cofactor biosynthetic process. Gene Ontology annotation, molecular function: metal ion binding; 4 iron, 4 sulfur cluster binding; GTP 3',8'-cyclase activity. The record is from RefSeq and is a predicted model, not a curated record. The coding region runs from base 1 to 1320 and encodes 439 amino acids.
AUGGCCCUGAUUCUUUCCUCAGCACUAUCGACAAUCAUGGUUUCGUUGCGCGGCUCGGCCUUCACGGGCCGGAGUCAAGCAUGGAGCCCCAGAAGAGUUGCAGGGACCCUUGAUUCUGAUACACGCAUCGGGACAACACAACCCGAGCGACCCUCGGAGACCUCACCCUCCCUAUCGCCACAAUGGUCCGCCCUCAAGACCGCAAAGCCCUUCUCCGAGUUCCUCACCGACACCUUCAACCGCCAACAUGACUACCUUCGAAUUAGCGUGACCGAACGCUGCAACCUGCGCUGCCUCUACUGCAUGCCCGAGGAAGGCAUCCAACUCUCACCUCCCGCACGCCUCCUUACGUCCGCCGAGAUUGUCUACCUGUCGUCACUCUUUGUGUCGCAGGGUGUCACCAAGAUUCGUCUUACUGGUGGUGAACCGACAGUUCGCAAGGAUAUUGUCCCACUGAUGCACUCAAUCGGUGCGCUGCGUCGCAACGGACUGCGUGAGCUCUGCCUGACGACAAACGGCAUCUCGUUGCACCGCAAACUGGACGCUAUGGUGGAGGCUGGACUGACGGGGAUAAACCUGAGCCUGGACACGUUGGAUCCAUUUCAGUUCCAGAUCAUGACGAGGCGGAAGGGCUUCGAUGCAGUGAUGCGCAGCAUCGACCGCAUCCUGGAGAUCAACAAGGCCGGUGGUGGGAUCAAGUUGAAGAUCAACUGUGUGGUGAUGCGCGGGAUCAACGACCAGGAGAUCAUCCCGUUUAUCGAGAUGGGGCGAGAUAGUCCCAUCGAGGUGCGGUUUAUUGAGUAUAUGCCUUUCGAUGGGAACAAAUGGAAUCAGGACAAGAUGGUCUCGUAUCAGGAGAUGUUGACUGCAAUCCAGAAAAAGUAUCCGGCACUACAGAAAGUGACCGACCACAGGAAUAACACAAGCAAGACCUACCAGGUUCCAGGGUUCAAGGGUCAGAUUGGUUUCAUUACUAGCAUGACGCAUAACUUUUGUGGGACAUGUAACCGGCUGCGGAUUACGUGUGAUGGGAAUUUGAAAGUGUGUUUGUUUGGGAAUGCGGAAGUCUCGCUGCGGGAUAUUAUCCGGAGGGACAACACCAGGGAUCUGGUUGAGGGGAGCGCCACACAGGACUCCAAGUUAUUGGAGGCCGCGCAGACUGCGGCGCGGAUCUAUGACGAGGGCGGCCAACUCCCUCCUAGAGAACAGGAACUGCUCGAGGUUAUCGGGGUGGCCGUGAAGCGAAAGAAGGCCAAGCAUGCUGGCAUGAGCGAGCUGAAGAGCAUGAAGAACAGGCCGAUGAUACUUAUUGGUGGGUAG